UAACAUUACCCUUUUUAUUAGUCAAUGGCAGUGACAUUUCCCAUUAUGUUCAGGCAAGGAUGAAGAGCGGUUGAAACCCAAGGCCCAGGUCCCAACUCCCACCUUCCAUUGCCGUUCUUUAGGACCCACUGAACGGAGUAAAUAUCAAAGCUAAACCUUCUCGUAUAUACUAGUAUUGGGCUAGAUCAAGUCAACGGUCAAUGCAAUAACACAUCAGAGGCGACAGACCUCCAUCUCCUCCACCCCCGGCGCAUGUUAGAAGACAAUAGCCCUCACAUGUGCGAGGUGUCCCAAUCCAAUGAACCCACCACAAAACCCUGACACCUGACCCCCACCCCCCACAAGAAGCACAACUCCCCAUACGAGCAGCCCCUUCUUUCCACCCUUUCUUUAUCCCAACACCACCACCGAUUCGGUAGCAUGGCUCACCGCACCACCAACAGGCGCAUCUUAGCAGCACCAGAGCCUAACCCGUCGUCCCAUUCCAUAGAUCCCACCUUAAGAGGGCUGCCUAAUCCUACCAUAACCAGCCAUCCAACAACCCAAAAGUCAGAUCCAUUGAUACCUCCUAAGAAGCCCUUUUUCAUGACCAAUCACUUCUCAAGAUUGAACCUUCAUCACAAAACCCGAACACCCCAUAAACCUACCAACGACCAUCAUAACCACGCUCCACCUCAACCUAGUAGAGACAUUCAUUUGCAAGCCAAAGCCAUGACAGUUUCAGCUGAUGCUGCUGAUCCCUCCAAGUUUUCACUUAUCAAAGCAAACUACCUGCCCCUUAAAACAGCUAAAGAAUCACUGAAAGAGAAGGUCAGGAAAGCAUCAAAGGAUUUGGAUAAAAAGAGAGAACAACAUCAUCAAAGAUCAGUGCUUGAUAGCAAGAAAGUAGAUUUGACAGUCAAGGAGAAACAAGUGAAGAAUCUUCAUGAUGUGAAGAAGGCUUCAGCCUCAUUAGGCAGAAGGAGAUCGUUUUGUGGUUCACAAGUAGAGUUGGCUGAUAUUCUUGCAAAUUGUGGUGUCAAAAUUGUUUCAGUUGAUAUGCCACCGUUUAUGCAGAUCCAUGCUGUUGAUUGUGCAAGAAAGACUCACGAUAGCCUCGAAAAGUUCACUUCCAAGACCCUUGCACUCACUCUCAAAAAGGAGUUUGAUGGUGUCUAUGGACCGGCAUGGCAUUGUAUUGUGGGGACGAGUUUUGGGUCUUUUGUAACACACUCAGUUGGUGGGUUCCUAUAUUUUUCAAUGGAUCAAAAGUUGUAUGUCCUCUUGUUUAAGACAACUGUACAAAGAGCUGAUUGAGGUGGGGUGACAUAGAACACUUUGGAAGUUAAAGUAUAUCUAGUAUAGAAAAACUGUUGGAAGCUUAAAGCAAUGUUGUCCUAUUUGUAGGUUGUACAUGGCUUUUGAUAGGAAGAAAAGGGUAGGAUAUUUGUUUUAAUUUUAAUUGUGUAAACGACCCUUUUUGAGUGGUCUAGCCUAUAAGACAUAUUUCUUGUAAUGUAGUACUUGUUGGGGUUUAGAAAUACAGAAUCCAUUAGCAGCGUACAUUCCCAACGUGCCAUCUUCCCUUUGUUUCAUAAGUAGUACUAAUUCUUUCUGAUUUGUUUUUA
Molecule: messenger RNA, 1607 nt
Organism: Theobroma cacao (cacao)
Lineage: Eukaryota; Viridiplantae; Streptophyta; Magnoliopsida; Malvales; Malvaceae
Biological process (GO): microtubule-based process
Cellular component (GO): cytoplasmic dynein complex
Molecular function (GO): dynein intermediate chain binding
Source: RefSeq, a predicted model, not a curated record